Molecule: messenger RNA, 2277 nt
Organism: Malassezia globosa CBS 7966
Lineage: Eukaryota; Fungi; Basidiomycota; Malasseziomycetes; Malasseziales; Malasseziaceae
Exons: 1
Coding region: 1-2277 (758 amino acids)
Cellular component (GO): nucleus
Molecular function (GO): nuclease activity; mRNA 3'-UTR binding
Source: RefSeq, a predicted model, not a curated record
AUGAUUCGCGGGCUUGAGGGAUUCUUGCACGAUGCACACUUAUUGCAAGAAGAGUCACUGAAUGUUCUUAAAAAUACUCGACUAGGCAUUGAUUUGUCGUAUUAUCUUCGACAGGUGCUGUCGGCACCGGAGUCAGCAGAGCCACUUGUCACGGCCAUUGGUGGUCAACCUAUUGCUCUCAUGUCGCGGAUCGAGAGUGACAUCCGCGUCCUCGAGCAGCACCGCAUCAAGCCCGUGUUUGUCUUGCACGGUCUGUCACCAGCAAAGCGUACGCGUCCUUUCAGCUAUGAGGACCGCCGUCCAGGUCUAAGGAAACGUGCAUGGGAGUCUUAUGAAGAUGAUAAUGUAGCCCUAGCGACGCAGUUGUUUGCAUCGAGCAACAGCUUGCACCUGCCAGACCUGUAUCGUUCCGUCUUGCGCAUGUGUCGACACCAUCAUAUUGAGUAUGUUGUGGCACCGUACCAAGCGACUGGGCAGCUCGUUUUGAUGGAGCGGCAUUCGAAGCAGUAUGUGCAUGCGAUGUAUGGACCGACGGAGCUCUUUGCUUUCGAUGGUGUCGACAAGGUGAUUCUACACUUGAAUUUGCGGCAUGGCAAAUUCCAAUUUGCAUCCAAGCUUGCGAUGAUGCGUGAAUUGCAGUGUAAUGAAGCUGAAUUUCUUGAUGUCGCUCUUCUUGUUGGGAUGGAAUACUGCUCAACGUUCCCGGCGCUGCAAGACGAAUCGACAGGGCUUGUGCACUCGGCUGGCGCACCCGACUUUCGUUCAGUCGCACAGCUUGUGCGGCAGAAUCGCAGCGGCUUUGUACUCUGCACACAGUUUGCAGACCACCCCAUGGUGGCUCGCAGCGCGUACUUGGACCAAUUCUGCCACGCGCGUGCGAUGAUCAAAUACAGCGUCGUGUUAAGUCCAAGCAGCGGCUCGGUGAUACCGCUGCCCCUUGCUUUGUUCGACAGAGGUAUCAAACUGGAAAUUCCCAGCGACUUGCACGAGAUUUUUUCGUUCCGUUUGCCGGAGCAGGUGCUUUUGUACUUGUCGCGAGGUCUCGUGAGCACGAGCGUGCUUGGCAGUCUGCUGAGUGGCUUUGUGAUUGAGUCGGCUCCACUCGACAAUGGCGACUCAGAUGAAUACCACCAAUUUGUGCGAGGGUACUUGACGGAAAGUCCCACGAGCCUCCGGUGCGUCGCGAUUGCCCUGGUGUGUGCGGCGAUGCAUCCCUUCUGGCGCCAGCGCAAAGUUUCAGCCGUGUAUUGGUUCCAGCCGCACAUGGAUGUGCCGGUGCCGCACGAUGCGAGUGCUACACAGAAACUUCUUGCUCAGGUCGAUCGCUGGUACGUUCCCGCUUCGUUGCUCGAUGCUGAGCUGCGUCGGCAAAACUCGUCUACGAUCGACAUUCCCCUGUGCCUGAAUACGGCCACCGAUGCGGCGCGCGCUGCGCGGACUAUCUUGCCCAAGGACUCGUCGAUGCGACUUGAAAAAAAAGAUGAACUUGUCGCCAAUUCGCUUUGGCGCUUUCUCGAGCUACGUGGCUUCUUGAACGCUGAGCAUACCCUUACAACAUACGGCCGUGCUUUGCACACGGCGAUACAGCAUGUACGUGUGAAUGACCGGCUUCAAGAGCCGCUGUACUUGGCACUGGAGCUGCUUCGUGCUGGUGUGCUCCAUGCGAAUCCGUAUAGCGAAUCGAUUUACAGCGGUGGGCCGUCAUUUGGUACGGACGAAGAAAAGCGGCGCAUGCUCCUCGCUAUGCGCACAUUGAGUCUAUUGCCUAUCCUGUUCCAGGCCCAGCCAUGGGAUGCACCGCUAUCUCGAGAAAUGCUGGUAUUUAACUCGUUUGUGAAAGGCUUGUCGCGCUCGCUUCGCUCACUGGUCGAAAUGGUGACACUUACGCUCUUGCUGCGCACAGAGACUCGGCAGCAACGAGACGACUAUCUUGACAUAAGUCUGAGUUUGCCCUUCCAGUCUGAUGCCAAUACGGGUAUGGGCAUCCUGAUCAAGUGCUAUGUGGAUGCAUUGUACACGCUGCACAAUGGUAUGAUUCAGCCAGAGGAGAGUAUGCUCCCUGACAUUGUCGAGGCCAAGUCCACUGUUGUUGAAAUGCUCGUAGAUACGUUUGAAAACGUGCGCGAUGUCGCGACGGAAUUGCGUCGAGCAUGUCGCUUCUGGACGGCACUUGUAGCUGCUGUCGAUGUCCUUGCGUCUGAACAAGCUAUAGACGCUUCUUUGCACGCCGAGUUCCACGCCACUGACGAGCUUCUGAAGCCCAUGUGGCUUGCGUAG